AUGCCUAAACCUACCUCAUCCUCUUCCGCUUUCCCACAUGCACCUUCCAGUUCCAACACUCUUGCCCCGUCCAAGUUUGAUUCAUCCAUCUCUCCUUCUUCACCCCGACAACUACCCAAACUUCGGUCAAUGUUCACUGCAACUCAGUCAAGUUGGAAGCCCACUGGUCAGAAACGUCACAGAGAUGCGGAGAAUCGCGAAGAUCCGGGAGAGACAAGAGAGGUCAAGAGACCAAUCAUCAAACUCAAGGUCAAAAAAUGUAUCUCUCAAACACAACCUGAACCUAAGAAAGAGGUUCCUGUGUCUAUUCCUUUCCUCUCCGAUACUUCAUCGUGUCCAAUGGAAGUUGAAACAAGACCUUCCACACCGAGUUCAGAAUCACCAAUAGCUAAGCGACCUAGAUCGCACUCAAAUUCUUCGAUCGUGGGCUUAUUAUUCGAUGAAAGGGAUUCCGUAUCUUCAUCGCCUAUUGAUAAGCCCGGUUCUCCUUCAGCCUCACCACCCGUUGUUCUCAAGAUACCUCACCCACCACACGUAUCCUCGCCUCUCGCAUCAGCACCAGUUUUCAACGUCCCGUUGGAGCUUCCACCAAAUUUUCGUCCUUUCAAUAAAGCCAUUUCCGAUCCAACCUCUGCACGAGAAAUAGACUUGGCUCCUUCUCCAGGUCAGCUGGAAAGUAAUCCCAAGAUUCAACUUGCUAGAACGCGACAGAAGAUGUUCCUGGCUGAGGUAGAAGCUUUGGGCACAGAAAUGAACAACGUUUUCAAGCUGGGUUAUGGUAGAGGGAUGGGUAGAGCUGUCUCUGGUGGAUUGAGAGGUCCAAGUAGGUUGAGAAGUGGAACGAAGGAUGAGAAACGCCAUGACGAGAGAAUGGAUAUCGAUGAGUAG
This is a messenger RNA of Kwoniella shivajii, 888 nucleotides long. RefSeq lists its product as uncharacterized. The record is from RefSeq and is a predicted model, not a curated record. Bases 1 to 888 code for a protein of 295 amino acids. NCBI's taxonomy places the organism in Eukaryota, Fungi, Basidiomycota, Tremellomycetes, Tremellales, Cryptococcaceae. The transcript has a single exon.